Rotaria socialis is the source of this 3120-nucleotide messenger RNA. The record is from the annotation of a GenBank genome assembly. NCBI's taxonomy places the organism in Eukaryota, Metazoa, Rotifera, Eurotatoria, Philodinida, Philodinidae.
AUGCCGCCUACUCUGCAACGUCAAGUAUCACUGCUUAGUCCCGAUAUCGACGAAAAUCUUUAUUCGAGACAACUUUAUGUCAUCGGCAAAGAAGCAAUGAAUCGAUUAGCUCAUGCUCAUGUUCUUAUUUCAGGGAUGCGCGGUCUCGGUGUUGAAAUUGCUAAAAAUAUUAUUCUAUCGGGUGCUAGAACCGUAAUUAUUCAUGAUUGUAAUACUGUUCAAUUUGAAGAUCUUUCCUCACAAUAUUAUUUCUCUGAAUCUGAUGUAGGAAAAAAUCGUGCGGAAGUUGCCUUUGAAAAACUAUCCGAAUUAAACAGUUAUGUUCGUGUUGCAUGCGAAUCAAAACUAAUUGACCAAACAUUUAUAGAAGCAAAUAAGAUUAAUGUAUAUGUUUUAACUGAUGCUACGUUUGAGCGUCAAGUCGAAGUAGGGAAAUAUUGCCAUGAGCAUAGAAUUAAAUUAGUUAUUGCUAAUACCAAAGGCUUAUUUGGGCAAAUUUUUUGUGACUUUGGUGAGAAAUUCGAAGUAAUAGAUACAAAUGGUGAAAAUCCUUCAACACAAAUUGUUGUUGAAAUUACCCAGGAUGAAGUUGGCGUAGUGUUCAUGUCAACGGAUACGCGACAUGGUUUUGAAGAUGGUUCAUAUGUAACAUUUCAUGGCGUGAAAGGAAUGACUGAAAUCAACGAUCAAGAAUUCAAAAUAUCCGUACCCAGUCCAUACACAAUUGCAAUUGGUGAUACAAGAGCUUUUGGUGCCUAUGAAGGUGGUGGAACAGUGACUGAAGUGAAAACACCACAAGAAGUGACAUUUAAAUCAUUUUCUGAUUCAUUGGCCGAUCCCGAUUUAUUGCUCUGUGAUUUUUCCAAAAUGUCUAUGCCUUCGAAUCUUCAUUUGGCAUUUCAAGCACUAGCCGAAUAUGAAAAAAAAUAUAAUGCUUCACCAAAACCAUGGGACGAUGUUGAUGCUGAGAAUUUUUAUGAGAUCGUGGAAAAAUUAAACACACAUAACCGAGAGAAACCACUGACAGACGAUUUAAAUAAACAUUGGAUAAAAUUAUUUUCAAAAAUAUGUACCGGCGAUCUAUGUCCCAUGCAGGCUGUUAUUGGUGGGAUAGCUGCCCAAGAAGUUAUGAAGGCUGUAACAGGAAAAUUUAUGCCCAUACGACAGUUUGUUUAUUUUGAUGCGAUCGAGUGUUUACCAGAAAAUGUAUUUCAACCAUCUGAUGCAACUCCAACACCAGUAUUACCAUCAGAUAAAACUCGAUAUUAUUCACAAGAAAUUGUUUUUGGAACUGAUUUUCAAGAAAAAAUCUGUAAAUCAAAAUAUUUCGUGGUUGGUGCCGGUGCUAUAGGAUGCGAAAUGUUAAAGAACUUUUCAAUGAUGGGCAUAGGCUGUGACAAAGAAGGUUCAAUAUAUGUAACAGACAUGGAUUCAAUUGAAAAAUCAAAUCUAAAUCGACAAUUUCUAUUUCGUUCAUGGAACAUCGGCCAAAUGAAAUCAAAAACUGCAGCAGAUUCAGUCAAAAGGAUGAAUCCAAAUAUGAAUAUUCAUUCAUACAUUGAAGGUGUUCUACCCGAAACAGAACAUAUUUAUGACGAUGCCUUCUUUGAAAGACUUAAUGGUGUUGUCAAUGCACUCGAUAACGUGAAAGCGCGUGAAUAUAUGGAUCGUCGUUGUGUGUAUUAUCGAAAACCAUUAGUUGAUAGUGGUACAUUAGGCACAAAAGCCAGUGUUCAAGUUGUCGUACCACAUGUUACUGAAUCUUAUUCAUCAACACGUGAUCCACCAGAUCCAUCGGUUCCAAUGUGUCUUUUACAUAAUUUUCCUAAUUUAAUUGAACAUACGAUUCAAUGGGCUCGCGAUAACUUCGCUGGUUUGUUCACCAUUCCAGCUCAACAAGCUGAUGAAUAUCAACGUGAACCAAAAGAGUUUGUACAACGAAUAUCAAAAAAUAAUUCCGAAUAUGAUAGAAAUGAAAUAAUUGAAAACGUUAAUCGUAGUCUUGGUCAAGAUCGUCCAAAAGAUUUUCUAGAUUGUAUUAAAUGGGCUCGAAAUCUCUUCGAAAAACAAUUUAAUAAUACAAUCGCUCAAUUACUUUACAAUUUCCCAUUGGAUCACGUUACAACUGCUGGUGAACGUUUUUGGAGCAGAAACAAACGAUGCCCACAUGUACUUCAGUUUGAUGAGAGCAAUAAAACUCAUAUGGAUUUCAUUGUUGCUGCAUCGAAUCUUCUUGCUUAUAUCUAUCACAUCGAACAGUUACGUGAUAAUGAAUACAUUGCUGCACAAGUUGCAAAAAUUCAAGUACCAGAAUUUCAACCCAAAGUAGGUGUCACUAUUUUUGAAAACGAUGAACAACUAAAAAAUGAUAUGGAACAAAGACAACGAAAAAAUUCACUAGUUGAUAAAGAAUCAACUGAAGAUUGCAGAAUUAAUGAAAUAGUUAGUCAUUUACCGAAACAUGAUGAAAUAAGUAGUAUAAAAAUUCGACCACAUGAAUUUGAAAAAGAUGAUGAUUCAAACUUUCACAUUGACUAUAUUGCGGCGACAGCAAACUUACGAGCUGAAAAUUAUGAAAUUUCGCCAGCUGAUCGAGGUAAAAUUAAACGUAUUGCCGGCAAUAUUAUUCCUGCGAUUGCAACAACAACUGCCAUGGUGACUGGACUUGUUUGUCUUGAAGUUUAUAAAUUUCUUCAAGGUCAUAAAAAUAUUGAAUCAUAUAAAAAUGCUUUUGUUAAUUUGGCUCUACCAUUCUUUGGAUUUUCUGAACCAGUACCACCUAGAAAACAAAAAUAUCUCGACCAUGAAUAUACAUUAUGGGAUCGAUUCGAUGUUCAAGGAGAUAAAACAUUAGAAGAAUUUAUAGAUUAUUUUAAGAAAGAACACAAAUUAGUGGUGACUAUGCUUUCAACUGGAUUAUGUCUUCUUUUUAAUCCAUACUUUAUGCGACAACCCAGCAGAGCUAAUGAUAUGAAACGAAAAAUUAGUGAAAUCUAUGAAACAGUUACAGAUACAAAAAUUCCAAGCCAUGUUCGUUCACUAGCUCUCGAUAUGACAUGCGAAGAUCUUGAUGGAAACGAUAUCGAUGAUGUACCAUAUAUAAGAUAUACAUUCAGAUAG